UGCCCGCUAAAUAGCGGCCUUGUAUGGACCUACAGGUUGUCCAUGUAGAGGUGAGAGUCCAUUUAAAAACAUGUAAUAUGUUGUAGAGUUUUUUCAGUUGAAAUUCAUUUCCAUAGAAAUUGGUUAAAUUGCUCUUUAUUCCUGCAGUGACAUCUGAGAGUCCAGUCCAUCCAUAGACAGGCUUCUGGUGAGGAAGAAAGCCCCUGAUUUCCAUGCUGCAUUGGGUUGAACAGUUCAGCAAUACAAAGCCUCUCUCCUGCCUGCCCUGAGAGUUGUGACCAAGUCGGUUGACUCCCGAACCAAGUGUUCCCUCUUUUUCUUUUCCAGGUCGGUGCCUUUUUGGUCAAGAAACAUGGAAGUAAUUCACGGCAGGUCCUGCUGUUGCAGGGAGCUUGAAGGAGAUGACCUGCUAUCAGACAACUUUUGCUCUAAUGAAAUACACACUCCACUACAAACACCUGCUCGCCCAACUGCCUCAGAGGACAGGUAUCAGGAAUUGAGGGAGUCACUCCAACAAUGCAGGCUUCCCUGGGGUGCUGAUAGGGAGUAUGGUGGGAUAAUACCAAUUUCACUCCCUGAGGAACACAGGCCAAAGUGUGAACCUCCUCGUGUCAUGGGUAAAGGACAUCAGCAUUAUGGAUUUGGUGGAGAAACCUGGCACAGAAAGCUUCCUAUUGAACAAUUCUAUUAUUUGACGCAGAACAAAAAAAGUGACAUCUAUGGAAAUGAUUCUUUGAUUCCCAAACCACCUAAUGCUAUGGUACAAGAAAUCUGCUGCCCGUAUCCAGUUGAGCACCCCUACAACACCCAUAUCUCUCGCUGUGCCAUGUUCCCGACCUUCACAUCGCCCAAGGAGCUCUACACUGGCAUCAAAGCACGCAGCCAACAGCCAUUUCCCCCAACUGUUCCAACGAAGGCUUACGAUAAAACAGUUUUGAAGACAAGAGGUAAUCCUUAUAGAUACGAACUGGUUGAUUUUCCCUCGGAUUCAAAGAAGAAAGCCUUGACUUGGCCUGGUCAGGGUGUAUAUUAUGAUUUUCCUAAAUGUGUUGAGAAAAAUAAGCCAGUGUUCUACCCAAAACCUCCUAAAACCUUCGCUCCUAACACUUCUUUAAAUUCGUGGGAUCCUAUUAACUCUCUAAAAGAAGCCAACAUACAAAGAAAUCUUGAGAGGUCCCACUGGAUCACUUCGUACACUCAUGAUUUUACAGGUCUAGGGUCCAUGAAUCCCCUUGAACUGGAUGAUUACCAUGAAAAGGAGGUAGCCGACUUAACUGGACAGAUAGAAUUUGACCCAGAGCCUCAAGAAAAAUUCCAUCCUGUCUUAAAACCCGUCAGACCCUUGGAAGGACGAAUUGCCAGACUAAUUCAUGACCAACGUCCUCUGGAGGCUACUGUCCAAGAAAAACCACCUUCCUGUCCAGAUUGUACCCCUACAGUUUUGUGUACUUUUCACAGCUUUAUACCCAGUUCUGAAGAAAUGAGGGCACUUAGUGGUAACACACGGGCCAGCAUGACCCAUAAAAACCAGGACGCUGAAGAGAAGAUUAAGGAAGAACAAAGCUUGCUAUCUACUUAUGCACUUCCAUCUUGUUACCCAACAAAAGAGCUGACUGACAUAUAUGACAUAAAACCAUUUCCAAAAGUCACAGAUACUAAAAAGACAGAAGAUUUGUACUGGAGACAGCUGGCAUUAAAACCCCAACCUAUACCUUACGCUAAAGCAAACAAUUACAUUCACUAUGAACAUUUUAAAUCUGACCAGUAUACUAUGUGUCAAGAUCCUACUAGCCUUAGUAAGCCUGGUAUUUUACAGAAUAAACAAGGCACAGCAGCCUUCACCUUAGAACAGGUUUUCGGUAAGCCAGAAGAACAUCAGUUGGCUUUGAACAUGGAAAACAGCGAAGAAACAAGACCUAUUCUGGGUUGGAUUCCUAGAGUUGGAGUGGCCAAGCCUCAGACCAAUCUGCUGGACCUUAAGAACUCUUUUUCAAAAUCCGGUGUACGAAAACAUUUCCAUAAAUCAAUUCUAGAUGACCAUAAAGACCUCAGGGAUAAGGAGCAUUCAGGGAUGAAACACCAAUUCUAUGGCCAUAAUUCCUAUUAUUUCUACAAUUGAGAUUUUCAUGCAUUCCUUCAAAAUCCAUCCUCUUGCAAGAAAAGAAAACAAUAUAACAGAAUUUCCUUCUUCUUGCUGGAUUCUGUUUUCAAGAUAAGCCAUAAUGCCCUGGUUAAUGAAGUUUAUGUUUUCAGGAAUUUAAGUUAGGAUCUGGUCAGAGGAACCCAGAAAAGGUGAUGUUCUGACUUCUUGAAAAGUUUAACAAUUUGGCAAUAAAAUAUUAGAACUAGAAAAUUUAUAGUCUUUAAUCUCAUUUUCAAAUUGUAUCCACGAACAUUUUCCAAAAUCAUGAAAAGCAAUGUGUACAACAAAGCCUACAUCAUUUUACAAGAAUGAAAAUUUGAGAAAACUCAAAUACCCAAUAAUUGUCAGAUGCCUAUACAAACUACAGUACUUUAAUAAAAUAAAUAUGUGAACACUAUCCCUUUAUGUAAAUGAUUAUACGAAAUAACUUAGGUGGAAAAGACAAAACUCAAGUGCCCAGUUAACUGAAGGAUGGGCAACUGUACAAACUAUAUUAUAAAAUAAAUAUGUGGACCAUGUCCAUUUAUGUAAAUGGGUAGACAAAAUAAUAGUAAGUGGAAAAGAAGAAACCCAGAAUGCUCUGUAUGCACACAUUACAACUGAAAUAAGUUGGGUAUGUUUCCUUCCCUUUAACCUGAUAGAGAAGAGAAACAACCAUUUCUUUAAUGAAUAUAAAAUUAUUUUAUUGUGAAGAUCUAGCAAUGGCUUUAAUUAGUAACUGGUGAGUUCUAAUUGUUGCAGGAAAGAAUAGUUUAAUAUCAGUUAUUCUAAAGCCUAAAUCAUUAUUUUUGAAAGGUGUCCACCAAGAGUUUAGCUAACCACCAGAUGCAAAUCAACUCAUUUUACUGAGCUGGGAGGUACAUUUCACACAUAGUUUAUUAUGGAAAGUUCAUGAAGAAUUCUAUGAGUGUCUUAUUGAGAUUUCUUUUUCUUGUUUUAUGACCAACAUGUUGUUUGAUUACAUCCUCUUUAAAACUAUUCUUGGCUAAAGUUAUGGAAUUUUUCCCAAACUGCAUUCUGUGCCGCACUAGUUCCGAGAAAUUUAUGUGUUAUGGGAGGUAAAAAGUUACAUAGUAAAAUAAC
Trichechus manatus latirostris (Florida manatee) is the source of this 3226-nucleotide messenger RNA. RefSeq names its product sperm microtubule inner protein 4 (gene SPMIP4). Gene Ontology annotation, cellular component: centrosome. The coding region runs from base 353 to 2119 and encodes 588 amino acids. NCBI's taxonomy places the organism in Eukaryota, Metazoa, Chordata, Mammalia, Sirenia, Trichechidae. The record is from RefSeq and is a predicted model, not a curated record. The transcript is spliced from 9 exons.